AUGGAUCUUAGUAUCGCUACGGUAAUUAACCCGUUUCGCGAUUGGGUUAUUAAAAAGAAAUCGACGUUGGGACCCAUUGCUGGUGCAGUAGCAGUCCUUUGGAUCGUCUCGCGUUUGAGAGCACAUGCAAAAGCUGGUUCCAACAGCAGCAAACUACCUUCUCCAAGAUUUGCUCUUCCUUAUUUUGGCCAUCUUUUCAGCUUGGGUACUAAUCUUCCAAAGACGUUUGCUCAAUGGCAUAAGCAAUAUGGACCCAUUAUCCUUAUCCAAACGGGUGUCAAGCAAAUGGUGAGCAUCUCCGAUCCCUUUAUUGCACAUGAAGUGCUUGGUACCAAAGGUAGUCUGGCAUCCAACAGGCCUUUCGACAAGUUCAUGACCAAGAUUUACAGCAAGAAUGGAAGAGGAGUCAUCUUUGCCAAUACCAAUACCAAAACAUGGAGGAGGGCACGCGCCAUUGCUACCACCGUUCUCGGCCCGAAUAAUAUAAACAAAAGGCUCCCGGAGAUGUGCAGUGACGCCGAUGAGCUGGUUGAGCGCCUUGCAACAGGGAAUAACAUUGAUCCAUCCCAAGAUCUUUUACUUUUGUCGCUCAACUAUAUGACGCUCAGCUGUUUUGGUAAACGCACAACAUCGACCAACGAUCCUCUCUUCAAGAAAACGGUGUAUCUUGUGAAAACAGGCGUACAUUUCACUAAUAUCAAGUAUACCAUCAGUGGAUACCUACCAGUGUUAUCGUUUAUUGAUGGCUUGAUUGGUGGCGAAAAGCAGUACGCAAAGCAUAUUGAAACCGAAAAUGAUGCAUGGUAUCGAGAAUGGAUCAUGGAGGCCUAUAAGGAUCGCAAAGAAUGCAUAGCAACAGCGUUGAUGGAAUCUGUGGAAUCUGGUGAAAUUGAUGAACUCACGGCCAUCGUGACCAUUUCUGAUCUCGUUGGUGCUGGCAUGGAUACCACGGCUGUGACCCUCGCGUGGGCAUUUGGCAUCUUAUCGGUAAAACCAGAGGUUCAACGCAAGAUACAACAAGAGCUCGAUCACUUUAUUGAAACCCAUAAGCGGAUGCCGAUGUUUACUGAUCGAGACCAAUUCCCAUAUAUGAUCGCUGUGCAGAAAGAGUGUAUGCGUUUUCGACCCACCACACCACUAGGAUUGCCACAUGAGGCAUCUGAGAAUAUUGUAUGGAAAGACAAAAUCAUUCCCAAAAGCGCAUCGAUCGUAACAAACAUGGUUGCUAUGCAUAUGAAUCCUGAUGUGUAUCCUGAGCCACACGUCUUUCGACCCGAACGCUUCCUUGAUAAAACAGAGACAUUUACAGCAUCAGCCAAAUCGAAAAUCGAGGAUCGUGAUCAAUACAACUUUGGUUGGGGAAGACGUUUAUGCCCUGGAAGCUAUUUGGCUGAAGUCCAUCUAUUCAAUGUAUUCUCGCGCGUGUUUGCAAAGUGCAGCAUUGAGCCUCGUUUGGAUGAUGGAGGUAACCUUGUGCCUUUGGAUCUUGUAAGCUUUCUCCCACUACCAGAAGUAGUGGUUAUUACUGCACCUCCUCCAUAUCAAGUCCGUUUCGUGCGUCGUAAAGAAGAAUAA
Messenger RNA from Lichtheimia ornata, 1575 nucleotides. RefSeq lists its product as uncharacterized. Lineage: Eukaryota; Fungi; Mucoromycota; Mucoromycetes; Mucorales; Lichtheimiaceae. The transcript is spliced from 9 exons. The coding region runs from base 1 to 1575 and encodes 524 amino acids. The record is from RefSeq and is a predicted model, not a curated record. Gene Ontology annotation, molecular function: iron ion binding; oxidoreductase activity, acting on paired donors, with incorporation or reduction of molecular oxygen; heme binding.